This is a messenger RNA of Cicer arietinum (chickpea), 1784 nucleotides long. It is a transcript of the gene UGT73P4, whose product is annotated as soyasapogenol B glucuronide galactosyltransferase. Gene Ontology annotation, molecular function: UDP-glucosyltransferase activity. The record is from RefSeq and is a predicted model, not a curated record. NCBI's taxonomy places the organism in Eukaryota, Viridiplantae, Streptophyta, Magnoliopsida, Fabales, Fabaceae.
UAGACUACUUGUUCAAGAAUACUUACCCCUUAAAAGUUGCAUGAGUAAGAUUGAAAGAAAGGUAGAAGCUCAAAUUGUGUUUGAAAAGAAAAGAGGGAGUAUUGUUCCUCAUCUCAACUUGUCAUAAAUAUGGAUUCUCAAUCCCAACAACUCAAUGUAAUAUUUCUUCCAUAUCCAACUCCUGGCCAUAUGAUUCCAAUGAUAGACACAGCAAGACUAUUUGCCAAACAUGGUGCUAAUGUUACAAUCAUCACAACACAUGCUAAUGCUUCAUCUUUCCAAAAAGCCAUAAAAAGUGAUUUCAAUUCAGGACACCCCAUCAAAACUCAGCUUAUUCACUUCCCUUCAGCUCAAGCUGGUCUCCCUGAUGGAGUGGAAAACAUCAAAGAUGCAACUUCCUCAGAAAUUCUUGGUAAAAUCAUUCAUGGAAUUGAAAUGCUCAAGGAUGAAAUUGAGCUUCUGUUCCAGAAGCUCCAACCAGAUUGUAUAGUCUCAGAUAUGUUUUACCCUUGGACAGUAGAAUCAGCUGCAAAACUAAGCAUUCCAAGGCUAUACUAUUACAGCACAAGCUACUUCUCAAAUUGUUCUGCUCAUUUUAUUAGAAAGUAUAAGCCUCAUGAAGAUUUAGUUUCUGAUACCCAGAUAUUUUCAAUUCCUGGCCUUCCACAUAACAUUCAAAUUACUUCUCUACAACUACAAGAAGGGGUUAUGACAAGGAAUGAAUUAUCAGAUUAUUUUGAUGCAAUAUAUGAAUCAGAGGGAAGAAGCUAUGGAACACUGUACAAUAGUUUUCAUGAGCUUGAAAGUGAUUAUGAGCAACUUUACAAGAACACAAUGGGGAUCAAAGCAUGGAGUGUAGGACCAGUUUCAACAUGGAUUAACAAGGGUGAUGUUCAAAAGAGACACAAUGAAGACCUUGUAGUAGAGUCAAAAUUGCUAAAUUGGCUAAACUCUAAGCCUGAUGAUUCUGUGUUGUAUGUAAGUUUUGGAAGCCUGACAAAGCUCCCUCAUGCUCAGCUUGUUGAACUAGCUCAUGGGCUUGAAAAUUCACGUCAUAAUUUUAUUUGGGUUGUUAGAAGAAAAGAUGAGGAUGGAGAAAGUUUCUUGGAAGAUUUUGAGGAAAGGAUGAAAGAAAGCAAGAAGGGGUAUAUCAUAUGGAACUGGGCACCACAAGUUUUGAUAUUGGAUCACCCUGCAACUGGAGGUAUUGUGACUCACUGUGGUUGGAACUCAAUCCUUGAAAGCUUGAGUGCUGGUUUGUCAAUGAUCACAUGGCCAAUGUUUGCUGAGCAAUUUUACAAUGAGAAGUUGCUUGUUGAUGUCUUGAAAAUUGGAGUCCCUGUUGGGUCAAAAGUAAACAAAUUUUGGGCUAGUGUAGGUGAAGAUGCAGUAGUGAAAAGGGAAGAGAUUGCAAAGGCUGUGGUACUGUUGAUGGGAAGUGAAGAAGAGAGCAUAGAAAUGAGGAGGAGAGCAAGAAAAAUUGGUGAUGCAGCCAAGAAGAGUAUAGAGGAAGGUGGAUCCUCUUACAACAAUUUGAUGCAGUUAAUAGAUGAGCUAAAAUCAUUGAAGAUAUCAAGAGGCCUUGAGAAAACAAAUUAAAUAAAUGAAAUGGAGGAACAAUAGUGGUGUUUCAGGAUGUGGAGCUUAUCAUUGUAACAAAAAAGAAGGCACAUAGUCAGUAUUUUCUCUUUGAUAUGAAUUUUCAGAAUGCUAGCUAAUUAGAAAUGAAUUUACUUUUAAGUAUUUCAAUAAGAAAUGAAUAACAUAUGAAUUCAUUUUUCUUA